Suillus subalutaceus is the source of this 1607-nucleotide messenger RNA. RefSeq lists its product as uncharacterized. The transcript has 3 exons. The coding region runs from base 1 to 1434 and encodes 477 amino acids. Lineage: Eukaryota; Fungi; Basidiomycota; Agaricomycetes; Boletales; Suillaceae. The record is from RefSeq and is a predicted model, not a curated record.
AUGCAUCAGGCUCUGCUCAUUCCCGAAGUCCUCCUGGAGAUAUUCGUGCAUGUGACCGAGACGAUCCUGAAGCCAUUUGGGCCGGCCGGAAAUAUUGUUAUAUUAUUGUACCGGGAAUCCCUUGCAGCGCUUGCAACGACAUGCAAAGCCUUUCACGAUCCUGCGAUGGAUCUGCUGUGGGGUGAAAUAGACAUAGAGUCACUGUUAGGAUGUGUAACGAGGCUACAUCCGCUGAUGUAUUGUAGUGGUCGACUGUGGAACUGGGCAGAAGGCGUCAGGCCCUUAUCUGCCGAUGAGGUCCAUCAAUUUUUGCUCAUCCCCGCCGAGUUAUACGACUUCCCGAGACUAAAAUCGUUGACUAUUUCCACCAAAUAUUUGAACCUCUUCCUGUCCCACACGCUGCACCGUCGUUAUCUAGUGACCGUCGAUGAAGAUCUACGAUCUAUUGUGACCUGUUGUGCUACUUUGGAGCACUUAAACGUCAUCACUCCUGAUGCCGCCAAUGCCAUUGACAGCACAUCAGAUGCGCUGUCCCGUAUUUCUGACAUUGUCCGUUCGUGCAAGCAGCUUGUAACUCUGUCUUGUCCACUGUUUGACUGGGCAGCGUGGAGGCACCUCUCAAACCUACCUACCCUUACCAGAUUGGAUGUUGGUGACACGCGCAGUGACCCUGCCCCUCCUUGGCCAUUGGAACGGGAUAUCGCCAAUUUUUCACCAUUCAGUAACAUCACUGCUCUUUCCUUCCUGCUACACAGUGCUGCAUACGCUAUCACAGUCAUGCAACAUUCACAAUUCCCUUCGCUGAAAGAAUUCAAGAUGGAUGUCGAUUUUCUGCCUUUACCUGAGGCUGAGCAACUCUUUCGUGCGCUGUCCAACUGCAAAGCAUGCGAGACUCUAGAAAAAAUUCGUGUUUAUUCCUCGUAUCAUAAAUAUGAUCCCCAAAACAACUCGUUGUCAGCCAUUCCACAUUUCCAUUGCUUCACACAUCUCCGAACCCUGCAUCUCGCGUGUUUUGAUUUCUGCAUCAACCUGGACGAUAACAUUCUCUUGGAAGCCAUGUCAACUUGGCCGCACAUGCACGAUCUCGAAAUAGAUGACUUGCGUCUUCAUCACUCUCCCAUUACAUUCCGCGGAAUUUUCACAGCGAUCCGUCUGUGUCCACAAUUACAUACGCUGCGAGUUCCAAUCGACAGCACGACUUUCAAUAUCGAUGUUGAGCCAACACAACAUACCUUCCUACGGGUAUUGGAGUUGAAGACACCCAUGUUUCAAAUAGCAAAUGCUGAAGCUCUCGCUCGCAUCAUUUUCUCCUGUCUCCCUCGUAUCGACCGAAUUUUGGGGUCCAUACAAUGUGAUUGGGAUGAAGUCAACAUGCAUAUCAAAUCUUUGAAAGAUGCUGCGCUACAUGUCACAGGAGCUGCCUCGAAUACUUGAGUUUGGGAUAUAUCAUUUGUUUUCGGGCAAUAUGUUCGAGUUGCUUCAUUCCUUUUCGUAUCCGUUUGUUCGUGCCUGUCGUACGAGUCGUACGUUAUAGAGUCCUAUGAUUGCCACUGUUUUCUCCCAUCUUACACUAAGUACUGUAUGACUUUCACGCAUUUCUGUAGAGU